This is a messenger RNA of Tachysurus fulvidraco (yellow catfish), 943 nucleotides long. It is a transcript of the gene ssr3, whose product is annotated as signal sequence receptor, gamma. The transcript has 5 exons. Gene Ontology annotation, biological process: SRP-dependent cotranslational protein targeting to membrane. The record is from RefSeq and is a predicted model, not a curated record. NCBI's taxonomy places the organism in Eukaryota, Metazoa, Chordata, Actinopteri, Siluriformes, Bagridae. Gene Ontology annotation, cellular component: membrane; endoplasmic reticulum. The coding region runs from base 90 to 647 and encodes 185 amino acids.
AGUCGUUCCUAUAUCCCAGACCUGCGACGUGUCAGUAUCUCACACACGCUUCAGACGCUUCCACACCAAGUCACAGGGAAACGGACAUAAUGCCAACCAAAGGCAGUAACAAGCAGCAGUCUGAGGAGGAUUUACUUCUGCAGGACUUCAGCAGAAACCUUUCAGCUAAAUCUACUGCACUGUUUUACGGGAACGCGCUGAUUGUGUCCGCCAUCCCGAUGUGGCUUUUCUGGAGGAUCUGGCACAUGGACCUGGUGCAGUCUGCUGUUCUGUACGCCGUCAUGACGCUAGUCAGCACGUACCUCGUGGCGUUCGCUUACAAGAACGUUAAAUUCGUCCUCAAGCACAAGGUCGCUCAGAAACGUGAAGACGCCGUCUCCAAGGAAGUGACCCGCAAACUGUCUGAGGCGGACAACCGCAAGAUGUCCCGCAAAGAGAAGGACGAGAGGAUUCUGUGGAAGAAGAACGAGGUGGCGGAUUACGAGGCCACGACUUUCUCCAUCUUCUACAACAACACUCUGUUCCUCGUGCUGGUCAUCAUCGCCUCCUUCUUCCUGCUGAAGAACUUCAACCCAACAGUGAACUACAUUCUGUCCAUGAGCGCCUCAUCUGGACUUAUUGCUCUGCUGUCCACAGGCUCAAAGUGAGAGAGAGAGACCAGAGAAAAUAAAAUGGAGGGAGAAGAGGGUUGAACAACACAGAGAGAGAGUGAGUGUGUGUGAGAGGGCGGGCGAGUGUGUGUGAGAGGGCGGGCGGGCGAGUGUGUGUGUGUGUGUGUGAGAGAGAGAGUGAGUGUGUCCAGGUCCAGUAAACAGGGUGCAGGAGACUUUAUCAUUUCAUCAGUGGACUUUCAUGAAAUUCAUGAUCCUUGUGAUACCGAGGAGUCGUUUCUGACUCUUUCACUUUUUAUACCAAUAAACGAGUGUAAACCCUGACCCUUAAA